This is a messenger RNA of Microsporum canis CBS 113480, 1431 nucleotides long. RefSeq lists its product as hypothetical. The record is from RefSeq and is a predicted model, not a curated record. NCBI's taxonomy places the organism in Eukaryota, Fungi, Ascomycota, Eurotiomycetes, Onygenales, Arthrodermataceae. The transcript has 3 exons. Gene Ontology annotation, molecular function: phosphatase activity. Gene Ontology annotation, biological process: dephosphorylation. Bases 1 to 1431 code for a protein of 476 amino acids.
AUGUCGGGAAUCAAAUCGCCUCUUGCACUUCUUGUGCUGCUUGGAGCUCAGCAGGUGAUGUCGGUGGAUGUUUCAUGGCAUGCCCCUAAUGCUACCAAGAUCAAUAACCUUGACAAGGUCUUGAGUAGUGACGGGGUAUAUGGUUUCAUCUUCGAUUCUUCGCAAACCCCAGAUAAGGAAUACGGGAAGUACAAUUGGUGCAAUAUGCCGCAUGUCCGCCCCAAAGAAUACCCAAAGGCUCCAAAGGGCUAUAAGCUGCAAUAUGUAGAAAUUAUACAUCGACACCACAAACGUACACCUUAUGAGUCCAACACAUUUCCACAGGAAGCGUAUCCUUGGCACUGUGAUGAUGAAGGCCUCUUUUACUACGGUGAACCAAAGCAUGGCCGAGAGAGUACCAAAUCCUACUGGAAGGGCUACCAGAACCCGAUUAACCCGUUCCAGCCUUCAGGGUUUAAAGGAUCAUGCAGCUUUCCCCAGAUCUCAAAAGAAGGUCUGGAUGACUCGUGGCAGCACGGCCGUGAUCUCUAUGCAGUUUACCAUAAACUCCUGCAUUUCCUCCCGCUUGGGUUGGACCACGACAAAAUUUCGUUCCGGGUAACGAAUAAUAUGAUUACUAGCCAGGUGGCUGGAAUGCUUAUCAAUGGGAUGUAUGGUAUUAGAGGAAAUACCCCCCUUAAUGUCGAGUCUCCCCAAACAGACUCUCUUGAGCCAAAGUAUUCAUGUCCAAAAUCCAGUUCCCUUUUUUCAGAAGUAAAAGAUGCCCCCAACACGCCCUGGGCUGAUCAUUUAACCCGCACAAAAGAAUUUGUGGCCGAACUAGACGCCAUCUCCGGGGUCUCUCCCUCCAACUCAGGAUGGCAUUCCAGCUUCGACCACUAUUUUGAUAAUUUGUCGGCUCGUCUGUGUCACGCGAAGCCCUUGCCAUGCAACAUCAAAGACCCAUCUAAAUGUAUCACUCGGGCACAGGCUGACAAGGUCUUUCGGUUGGGCCAAUUCGAAUAUUCAUACAUGUACCGUGAUGCAACAAGCUCCCUCCCAGCGAGCACAUCUAGUUUGGGAGUCUGGAUCGCAGAGCUAGCCCAGCAUCUUCGUGAUCAAAUUGCUGGCAAAGAUGGGAAGAUGCUCUAUAGACACAACGUCGCCCAUGAUGGAAGUGUGUCCAGGCUCCUGUCGGUCCUUCAACUAGACGUUAUGGUUUGGCCUGGUAUGGGCUCUGAGGUUGUGUUCGAACUCUACUCUAAGAACAAAGAUGUAUGGGGCCGUGAAAAGGACUACUUCGUACGUGUUUUAUUUAGCGGCCAGGUCAUGCGCAGCUCCAACCCCGACCUUGGCCUAUUGGACAUGGUUCCUGUUUCAACCUUGUUGGCUUAUUUCGAUGGACUUGUUGGUGAAAAGGCAAACCUGGUGCCUGGACUAUGUGGCAACUAG